Molecule: messenger RNA, 1527 nt
Organism: Haemonchus placei
Lineage: Eukaryota; Metazoa; Nematoda; Chromadorea; Rhabditida; Trichostrongylidae
Source: the annotation of a GenBank genome assembly
GCACCUCUAGGGCGUUCGUCACCAAUAGAAGUGUACGAUACGGUAGCUAAUCCGAACGUCCGUGAAGAAAGGACUGUCGAUUUCAAGAUCAAAUAUCACUUUGAUAUUGAAGAGCAGGAGCGAUUGAUCCGUGACCAACAGGAAAAAAGAAAAAAGGAAGAGGAAGAAAGGCGGCGAAGAGAUGAGGAAAGCCGUCGUGCUUGGGAAAUGCGUGAACUGGAGAUCCUCGAACAUAUUAGGCUGGAUCGUGAGCAAAAGCGAAAAUACCUCCAAAAUUCGCUCCUCGAACGGGAGCGGAUGGAAAAGGAGCGCAUUGAGAGGGAUCGUUCAGAACGAGAAAUAGUGGAGUUGCAAAGGCGUGCCGACUGGGAAAGGAGGGAGAGCGAACGUCGCGGUUUGGAAGAAGAAGAACUAGCGCGAAGAAGACAACUAGAAAAUGAUCGAAUUAAACGUGAAAAGACAGAAGCUGAAAGGUUGGAACGCAUCCGUCUCGAAAGAGAAAAAGAGCAAUUAGAACGCGAAAGGAUUGAGAAGGAACGUAAAGAGAAGGAACGUCUUGAACUGGAGAGGAUUGAAAGGGAUCGUAUCGAAAGAGAAAAGAUCGAGCUUGAGCGAAUUGAAAGGAUCAGGCGAGAACGUAUUGAAUGGGAACAACGAGAACGAGACAAAGAGCGAGCGGAGAAGGAGAGGUUGCGACAGGAACGGGAGGAGCUCGAGCGAUUGGAAAGAGAGCGAAAACAGCUUGAACUCAAGGAACGAGAACUGCUCGAAGUCCAAAUACGAGAAGCUGUCGAACGGGAAAAACAGAGACUGGCUGAUGAAGAGCGAGAAGCUCGUCGGCGAGAAGAAGAACGUCGAGAGGCAAAACUUCUCGCUGAUAUACAAAGGCGAGCAGAUGAGCGGGAGCGGCUGCGGAAAAUUCAGGAACGGGAAGAGAAGGAGCGUUUAGAGCGCAUUCGAAGGGAACAACAACGAGUAGAGAUAGAACGAGCAGAGGCAGAAAAAAGAGAAAAAGAGCGUCUCGAGGAUGAAAGAAGAGAGAGGGAGUUGUUUGAGGCUCAGCACAGACAGAAGAAGCAACGUGAACGUGAGCGUUCAGAAGAUAUACAGAGGGAAACCAAGUUGCAGGAAGAGGAGGUGCGGGAGAAAGCCAGGAGGGACGCAGAAAGAAGAGCAGCUGCAGAAAGGGAAAGAAAACGAAGGGAGCAGGAAGAGAAAGAAAAACUCACUGCUUACGAGCUAGAAAGAGCUGCGACAGUUCGUAAAUUGCAACGCGAAGUGGAUCUAGAAAGAGAACGGGAAAGAGAGGAGUUGGAUAGGAAGGCGAUCGAGAUUGCCGAAAUGGAGAGGAAGGCAAAUGAGCGGCGUGAAAUGGAAAGGCUCGAAGACGAGCGCAGUCUUGCUGAACUGAAGGAGAAGGAAAGAAGAAACCAAGAAGUCAGAAACCGGGAGAGGAGAGAAGCAGAGGAGCGAGCUGUCGCUCGAAAACUUGUCGGUGCUAUAGUUCUGUUUAAAAAUUGUCAGUGA